UUCCUGUUGUACUGAGCCAGGCGGGGAAAUGAACUGCACCAAGUCAAGUACUUAUUGACAAGAAGAACAAAGCACGGAAAACUCCGAUCCCAAUCAUAAUACCGCCAGCAUGUCCACACCGGCAACCCGGCCGGUCAUCACGUCCUCUAUUUCGGAUGACAAGAGGACUUUGAUUAAAGUCGGCACGCGAAAGUCGGCCCUGGCGCUGAAGCAGGCAGACUGGAUCGUCAGCGAGCUUACUAAGCUCCACCCCGACCACAGAUUCGAGGUCCAUGGCAUGCACUCGACCGCCGACAAGGACAAGAUCACCGCUCUCUACAAAUUCGGAACCCAGGGACUAUGGACCAACGAGCUUGAGGCCGGUCUCAUGGCCGGGGAGCUGGACAUCAUUGUGCACUGUCUGAAGGACAUGCCCACCAGUCUGCCGGAGGGGUGUGUGCUUGCGUGUGUGACGGAACGAGAGGACCCCCGUGAUGUGGUUGUCGUGAAGAAGGCCUUGGAGGGCAAGUACAAGAAGCUGUCAGACCUGCCCGACGGAAGUGUAGUCGGCACGAGCUCUGUGCGAAGAAUGGCGCAGAUCUCUCGCCACUACCCGAAGCUCAAGUUUAUGGACAUGCGCGGAAACAUCGACACAAGGUUGAGGAAACUAGAUGCCGAGGAUUCCGAGUACACUGUCCUGAUUCUUGCGGCGGCUGGUCUACACAGAAUGGGUCUGGAAGGCAGAGUGGCACAAUACUUGGACGGCGAUACCGAGGGCGGUGGCAUGCUGUACGCUGUCGGUCAAGGUGCUCUGGGCAUUGAGGUGAGAGCAGACGACGAGAAGACCAUCGAGCUACUAAGGGCAUUUGAGAACGAGGAGAACAUGUUGGCGACCGAAGUCGAACGAAGCAUCAUGCGAACUCUCGAGGGAGGCUGCAGUGUUCCUAUCGGAGUCGAGACCAAGUGGAUCGGCGAGCACAAGCUGAGUGUGUCAGCUACGGUGGUCAGCGUGGACGGGAAGGAGGGUGCAGACGCAAGGUUAGAGAAGGAGAUCAAGUCGAGGGAGCAGUCUAUCGAAUUUGGCAAAGAGGUGGCUCAACAGCUCGUCGACAACGGCGCCCAGAAGAUCCUGGUUGUCAUCAACGCCGAUAGGGCAGCAAACCCAAGCACAGAGCCGUGGGUGCCGGCAUAAAACACAUCUUCCUACUUGAUCCAAACCAAAUGAGAACGCAGCUGCUCAUGACGAGGUGAAUCCCGCAAUGGCCACGAACUCAGGUCUUGUCUGCAGGAUGUAUCCUCCAAACGAGAUCAGUAUAUAGACGCGACGCAUGCUAUUCACGUCUCCCGGCCUGCGCUUUUUGACAAAAUACCCAUGUGUUGUGCGUAUAUGCUCCGCGUAUUUAAGGUAUGCGGAU
Truncatella angustata is the source of this 1394-nucleotide messenger RNA. Its product is annotated as porphobilinogen deaminase. Gene Ontology annotation, biological process: heme biosynthetic process. Gene Ontology annotation, molecular function: hydroxymethylbilane synthase activity. NCBI's taxonomy places the organism in Eukaryota, Fungi, Ascomycota, Sordariomycetes, Amphisphaeriales, Sporocadaceae. The transcript has a single exon. Bases 110 to 1171 code for a protein of 353 amino acids. The record is from RefSeq and is a predicted model, not a curated record. Gene Ontology annotation, cellular component: cytoplasm.